AUGCCCCAGCAGAAAAGCAAGAUGUUUCCGCAACCCUGCCAUCCUCUAGCAGACUCUUUGAUUUGCCGCCGUCACCAUGAGAUACCGAAGCUGGCCGGAACGGAGGAGCUCAAAAUCGUGACCAUUGUCCUUACUACGUACCAUAGAGUUGCUGCCGAGUGGAAAGCAAGCAAGAGUGGGCGAAAAUCGACAAUAUUCUCUUGUAAUAAGCUGAAAAGGUCAUUACAUCCGGAACGUAAACUCGAGAAGGGCCAGAGCGGUGUGUGCGCUGGAGGCGAUAUCAAGAUGGGCGGCAACUGGUACCCCAAUCCAAAACCGCCUCGGUGA
Messenger RNA from Colletotrichum gloeosporioides, 327 nucleotides. RefSeq lists its product as uncharacterized. NCBI's taxonomy places the organism in Eukaryota, Fungi, Ascomycota, Sordariomycetes, Glomerellales, Glomerellaceae. The record is from RefSeq and is a predicted model, not a curated record. The transcript is spliced from 3 exons. Bases 1 to 327 code for a protein of 108 amino acids.